This is a messenger RNA of Drosophila simulans, 5444 nucleotides long. Its product is annotated as venom metalloproteinase 3. Gene Ontology annotation, biological process: proteolysis. The coding region runs from base 1068 to 4358 and encodes 1096 amino acids. The record is from RefSeq and is a predicted model, not a curated record. Lineage: Eukaryota; Metazoa; Arthropoda; Insecta; Diptera; Drosophilidae. Gene Ontology annotation, molecular function: metalloendopeptidase activity. The transcript has 15 exons.
CGUUCCGAGCGAUCGUUAACUUUAGUGUGCGCCGACCUGUUUCCGUAGACGGCCACAAAAAACCGUCAAAGACUUAGCCACCGACUCUUUUGGACUUUGAUUUCGAUUCGAAUUCGAGAAACGGUCGCUGAAUUAAAUUCCCAAAAAUUCCCAAGUGACUGUCUGCUGUCAGAAGAUAUACAUAUACAUGCAUAUAUGUAUCAUGUAUAUCAGGUAUAUAAGUGCAUCGGCAAGAUCGUGACGUCAGGGCAGCUCAAAAGUGCAAUUCCCCAGCAAAACAAAGCUCAAUUUGCCAUCCGCCGCCCGCUUCAGCCCGCUUUCGUAAUAGCAUCGUGCAAAAAAGCCAGUGAAAAAAGUUGAUAAAAAAGUGAAUCUGCUGUCCGGCAUCCCGCUCGCACCCACAGCCAAGAUCGUACCGCUGCAGUCGACGUCGCCGUCGCCGCCGCCGCGCUCUUCAUUGUUUAUGUUUUUUUGUGUUCUUCCCCCCAGAAGGCGGGGAAGCAAGUCAUAAUAAUAAAAGCAAUGCGGCGAAAUUGAGUGAAAAAUAAAUUUCGUUUACGAAAAAUAAUCAAAAAAUAUCGCAGCGAAUGAGAGGAAAAAAUUCACUGCCAAGCAAAUUUCACGCCGUAUUUAAUCGUCGCUCGCCGACCGCCUCCAGCUUAAUCGCUGCUCGUCUUUCUUUCCGCCACGUUCCGCGAUUCGCGAUCGCGAGUGUUCUGUGCCCCGAUUCUGGACAGAUAGCUCCGGCUCUAGCCCCAGUAACGGCCACCGAUCUAAUCCGAUCCCGAGUCCGAGUCCCAGCCGCAUCCCACCUUCCAGUCGCUCGCCGCGUCGCGUAGUCCAGCACUCGAAACAGAUCAUCAAUAUCCUUAAACUUGAAAAGUCCAACUCGCCAGAUAGAAGAUAGUGCUGUGUGCCCGCCUCUGAAAGUGCUGAACAAAACUUGAAAACUCCUCGAAAAUACGUUUGGUUCGCCACCUUUGUUUGGCCAUUGGAGCAGACAGGAGCAAACUUAGUUUAAGCAUUUUAAGGAUUAUAUUAGCACCCUAGGCGGCCGACGCAGUAAGAUGUCCUCACCACUGGUCCUUUUCACAGCGCUCCUCCUGGUCAGCAGCACAAUAUGCCAGGGCCUGCCAGAUUUGCACAAACAAAUGACGCCGGAGCAGCUGCAGUCAGUCUUCCACGUGGACACCCACGACGCAGUGCCCCACUAUGAGCUCGUGCAGCUCCAGCACCACGAGAACAACCACAACCGCCGGCGGCGGAGCAUCGGCGCGGGGCCAAAGGUCAACGCCGCCCUGCCGCCCCACCACGUGAAAAAGGAUCUCAGCAAGAACGCCUACUACAGCGAACUGAAGCACGAGGCCCUCGCCUCGGGCGGCAACCACCUGUUCGCCCCGGAAGUGAGUGCCAUCAAGUCGCACAACGUCUCCUUCAGCGCCUUCGGCCAGCACCUGAACCUCUCCCUCCGCGCCACCCAAGGACUCUUCAAGGGCGCGCCCCACCAGCUGCGCAUGUGGACCGUGGGCAGCGAGCCCAAUGCCACCCACGGCCUUGACCUCCAGGAGAUCGCCCACGAGCAGCACAACAGCAACGAUGUGGGCGAAGUUUUCCAGGACGAGAAGAACAUGGCCGCGAUCUUGAUGCGGCGCCACAUGGAAACCGGCGACCUGAUAAUGGAGGGCAGCAUUGGACACGACCUGGUGAUCAAGCCCUUGCCGCACGAACUGAGUCCCAAUCCGGAGGAGUCGCACCACAUCAUCUACAAGCGGGAGGCAUCCGCAGCAGAAGACCAACUGAGUGACUUUGCCUUCAUGGAACCUGAUGAUCUGCUCGCCAGCGAGAAGCUCGAGAGGCUGCAGCGCCGCCAGCGUCGCAGCAGACGCAGUGCACCCAGCAGUCCCGACUUCGAGGACCUCAACGACGAGGACGAAGGCGCCCUGGACUCAGAGCCCCAAGUGGCCGAGUCCCGCACCAGAUCCCGCCGGCAGGCCCCCUAUAUCAUCUAUCCGGAGGUCUUGGUCAUCGUGGACUACGAUGGCUAUCGGCUCCAUGGCGGCGAUAAUCUGCAGGUCAAGCGCUACUUCAUCUCAUUCUGGAACGGAGUCGAUCUGCGGUACCGCCUGCUGAAGGGGCCCAGAAUCCGCAUCAGCAUCGCCGGCAUAAUCAUUUCGAGGGGUCGUGAUGCCACUCCCUAUCUGGAACGCAAUCGAGUGGGUCGGGAUGCCAUCGAUUCGGCCGCUGCUCUCACGGACAUGGGAAAGUAUCUGUUCCGGGAACGCCGACUUCCGGUCUACGACAUUGCCGUGGCCAUAACCAAACUCGAUAUGUGCCGUCGCACCUCCGCUUAUGGUGAAUGUAAUCGCGGUACCGCAGGCUUCGCUUACGUCGGCGGCGCAUGCGUGGUGAACAAGCGACUGGAGAAGGUGAACAGCGUGGCCAUCAUCGAGGACACCGGCGGCUUCAGCGGCAUCAUCGUGGCUGCCCACGAAGUGGGACACCUGUUGGGAGCGGUGCACGACGGUUCGCCACCGCCCAGCUACUUGGGCGGACCGGGCGCCCAGCGGUGCCGCUGGGAGGAUGGCUACAUCAUGUCCGAUCUGCGCCACACGGAGCGGGGCUUCCGAUGGUCCGCCUGCACGGUGCAGAGCUUCCACCACUUCCUCAAUGGAGACACGGCCACCUGCCUGCACAACGCUCCUCAUGAGGACAGCGCCCUGGGUAGAUCUCUGCCAGGAACCCUGCUCUCGCUGGACGCCCAGUGCCGCAGGGAUCGGGGAACGUAUGCCUGCUUCAAGGACGAGCGAGUGUGUGCCCAGCUCUUCUGCUUCGACGCCCAGACGGGAUACUGUGUGGCCUACAGACCAGCGGCCGAGGGAUCGGCCUGCGGAAAUGGUUAUCACUGUCUGGAUGGUCGUUGCACACCACUGCCCUCGAACAUCAUUCCCGAUUACGGACACAACUAUCGUUUAGUCUACAAUAAAAUCGACAACAAGAAAGAUUCAGCUGAGGAUAUUGAGAGUAGUAGUGAGGAGACCGAGUCCCAAGAGGACGAGACUGAGAGUGUUGAGGAUCAGGAUGAGGGCACCACUAGCAGCGAGGAGCAGGAGGCCAACCAGGAGGACAACAAGAUCGAGCAGAGCUCUGCCGCUGGCGUCGCUGCUGCGCAGUCGACCACAACCGCCAGAAGCACGACGACAACCACUGUGCGCACCACGACCACUGCCAAGCCCAAGUCCAAGUCCUUUGGCUAUCUGCAUCGCAGCCUUCCCGAGCGACAGUGGAUGCAGGACAAUGGCGUGCUGGUCACGACGCGAAUCAGCAGCAGCGUCAGCAGCAGCAGCAGCGGUGAAGCCGCAACAGCAUCGACGCGCAGGCCAACAACAACAACAACCACACAAACACCGAACCUUUUCCAAAUCUAUACACACGAACUACGCAAACAAAUCGAAUACUACUUACACAUGCUACAGACACAACAACAUGCCACCAAAUUCCAACCAGAACAACAGCAACAGCAGUCACAACAACAACAGUCGAUAGUCGAAAUCCCCUUGGUUCAAAAACGCCUUACAAAUUAUAGUGUAACCAGCAGCAGCAGCAGCAGCAGCAGCAGCAACAGCAACGGGGCAAAGCAACAGCCACCGAGCAACAAGGACGAGAAUCAGAGACAGCAGCAGCAGCAGCAACAGGCGCAGCAGCAACUCCAGGAUGGGCUGCCCGAUGAAGAGAACGAGGCGACUGCCGGCAUUCAGAGCAAUGAAGCGAUUGAGCGGCAAAAACGUAAGUUCCCCACAACACCCACAGCAGCAACAAGUGCUGCGCAGAAAUCAGCAACACCAGCAACACCAGCAACAUCGGCAACAUCAGCAAGACCCACACCAACCACCGCCAAACCGAUAACCACAUCAUCAUUUCUCGACGCGUACUUUAAAAAACUGCAAGCCUUGCAUGACGCGGGAUCGGCCAGCAGUAGCAGCAGCACCGCCACCUCCGUGUCGUCGUCCGUCAGCUCCGCAACAAGCAGCAAGCAGCAGCAUCCGCAGCAACAGCAGCAGCAGCAAGUGCAGCAACAUGCGGAUGGCAGUCACUUUCUGAAACGUACGCCCCAGCGGAGUAGUCUUAAGGCAUACAAACCUAGUAGUAGCAGUAGUAAUAACAGCAGUAGUCAGCCCCAGCAGCAGCAGCAGCAGUAUGCGACAAACUACAUUGGCGACACCACAAACAAUCUGCCAGCGGUGUUGGACAACAGCGGCAGUGCGUCGAGCACCACGGAGACCGCCAAGAAACCCAAAAUCAAGACACAAAAACUCAUACGCCGCACACGAGUCAUGCAAACGCAAACGCAAACGAUCUGAGGAUGUGGCAGACAACUCUGAUACCCAUUAGCAUAAGCUACUCUACCUACUGAUAGCCAGAAAGAAACACUGAUCCCAGAUCACAGAUCCGAUCCACAAAGCUGCUUGAGAAACCGAACCGAACGUCCGAAAGAACCGAAGGCUCCCCAUCCAACAUCAAAAACAAGACCACACACACUAUACAACGCAACACGCAUCACACACAUUGUCAAACCGAUUGAUACCGAAACCGAAACUGAAAUCGAACCCGUUACCGAUUCGUUAUCCUUGCGUGCGUGGUUAACUGGAAGCUGUUUCCGUUCUAGUGAAAGUGUGAAAAUGCAGCCGCAUUGGGGGAACGUUUGAAACUGGCACGCAGACGUCACUGCCAUCGAAAUUGGAAGAAGUGUUUGCAGCUUAAAGUGUUUUUAGCUAGAAUUUAUUACUAUUAUACUCUGUACGAAACCCUAUUGAUUUGUUGUUAGUUCUAGCCGCAGCUAAUUCUAAUUUAAUUGCCUGUUUGCUGAGUGCAACGCAGCAGCCGAGCAAAGUUGUUAUGUUCAGUACGCGCAUAUAUUAUGUAAUCUAAUUUAAUGCAAAAUGCAAUCAAUUUUGUAAAAUAGUACAUAUAAUUCUGUAAAAAGUUCAUCUACACACGCACGCACUUUCGGCAGACAACCUAAAUUAUUCUUUGAGCCACAAAUCAAUCGAAAGGAAAUUUAAUAAUAAUCCCACUUUCCAAUGUGAUAAACAUAUAUAAUUUGUACACUCUACUUAACAAAUAUUUAUCGUUUCCUGUUGGGAAAAUGCUAGAAAGGUGGAGAAUCGAUAAUAAUACUUACCUUGCCGCACUUUGCCUGCAGAAAACUCAAAUUAUUCACUUCAUUAUUGUAUUAAACUUGUUAGAAGCCUAAAUUCUAAAGAAAUUCAUCACUCUACGUUUACCUAGCCUAAUGCUCUUUUCAUGCAGCAACAAAAUGUAAUAGCUAAGUUUUAGUUGUAGUUAACUGAACAUCGUAUAAUAGAUGAAACUGUAAAUUUAUCACACACACAAAAGAAACAAAAGCUAAGUUAAACAAUAAAUAUACAUAAAAAGAUUUGAACGUA